GGAGCGUUUCCGGCUGAAAGCAGGAUGACCAACAUCUCUUCACACAAACACUUUAUCCUGGUUGGUUUUGAAGAACUCGGAGCUCUGAGACCCGUCCUCUUCCUCCCGUUCUUCCUCAUGUUCGUCGUCUCGCUGCUGGCCAACUCCCUGUUGGUGUAUGUGGUAAUUUCCCGGAGAGCCCUUCAUCAGCCAAUGAGCAUCCUUAUAGCUGGCAUGGCCUGCGUUGACCUCUGCCUCCCAGUAUUCUUUGUGCCCAACAUGCUGCUGAACUUCCUGUUUGACUGGAAGGGGAUCUCUCUGAUUGGCUGCCUGAUUCAGAUGCACUUCAUUCACUUUUUUGGAGCUUUUCAGUCCACCUUCUUGGUGUGGAUGGCUCUGGAUCGCUACUUUGCCAUCUGCACGCCUCUUUACUACCACGAGGUGAUGGCUCUGCAGAGAUUCAUCAGGUUUGUCAUCCCGCUGUGUGUCAGAAAUGCUUUGCUCAUCACCGUGUUUGUGAGUUUAGCAGGAAAGCUCUCCUUCUGCACCGACAGGAUGAACCACUGCUUCUGUGAGCACAUGGCCCUGGUGGAGCUGGCCUGUGGAAGCACCUCCAUCAACAGUCUAGCAGGACUGAUGGCUGUGUUCCUCAUUCCUGUCUUUGACUUCUUUGUCAUCGCCGUCUCCUACGUCAGGAUUUUCAGCUCUGUGCUGAAGUCUAGAAGCUCUGGAGCCAAAGCCCUGCACACCUGCGUCACACACACUGUGGUGAUCACCCUCAGUCUGACGCUGGCGCUGAUCGCUUUCCUGUCGUAUCGGAUCAGAAACGGGCUGCCUGCAGCCAUUCGGGUUUUCUUCAGCACCAUGUACCUGCUGUUUCCCUGCUGCUUCAACCCGAUCAUUUACGGAGUCAGAACCUCUGAGAUUAGACAGCACAUGCUGAAGCUGCUGGCCCACUGGAGACCUUCUGUCCAGACCGUUUUCUGUUCCUAA
This is a messenger RNA of Nothobranchius furzeri (turquoise killifish), 972 nucleotides long. Its product is annotated as olfactory receptor 52K1-like. Lineage: Eukaryota; Metazoa; Chordata; Actinopteri; Cyprinodontiformes; Nothobranchiidae. The record is from RefSeq and is a predicted model, not a curated record. Gene Ontology annotation, cellular component: plasma membrane. Gene Ontology annotation, biological process: G protein-coupled receptor signaling pathway. Gene Ontology annotation, molecular function: G protein-coupled receptor activity; olfactory receptor activity.